AUGGACUCGUCUCGAAGACCCCAGCUGCCAGCACUGAGCUAUUUGGACAUUGACAAGGUGAAGCGUGAGGAGGAAUACUACCAGCAUCGACAUACAGCCAGCGGAGCUUCGAAAAGUUUGUCGUCCAGCGCUGGUGCAAGCCCGACCUAUCAAUACCCUUCUGGUCCUCCUCCGCCCUACAGCCAUACCCACGGGGCGAAUCCACAGCCCACGAUGCAUGCAAACAAUUGGUCAGGCAACCAACAGGCUGUUCACACGCCACCGGCUCGAGAACAUGAACGGGAAGGAGCCAAACAGAACGCACGACAAUCACUGCCCUCCAUCUCCGAGGCUUUAGGCGUGGAUCGCCAGACGCCCUUCGCGACUUCACAACCACAACCACCGGCACCGCAGCCUUCAGCGCAGCACUCUCACCCACACAUCGCGAGGCCCCCCUCUACUGCUCCGGCGUCGCCACCUGCAGCUACCCGACGCUCAUAUCCUAUGGAUCCUCCGGCGCCUACGUCCUAUCCAAGUGGCGGCAACGCCUACUCUUCUCACUUCCCACAUCAACGCCCGGAGGCAACACAGCAGCCAUACUAUGCACCGGCGCAGGGACCAGCACCUGAACAGCAGACUCCGUCUCGCAUGAACGCGCAUCAGACAGGGCCGUCACAACCUGCGAGCUAUUCUCGCCCGUCGGAGUCGUACGAGCCAUCACUGCCACCUCCACCACCACCGUCGCAAUCCCAUUCUGCCGGCAGCAUGGCCCCUCCUGCAGUGCCGUAUGGUUAUACCCCUUAUCCUCCGCGAUAUGCCAGCUCUACACCAGCUCCUCCGCCACCUGCACCUGCAGCACCGGCUCAGAGCRUCUCGUCAGGACCAAUUUACCAGCCGUCAACCUUGUACGCACCGCCGCAAUCCGCAUCUUCUGGGUGGAAGGCGGAAACAAACGCCCGUUUCGAGGAUCGUCAAUCUGGUCCUGCCGCCUACGGCGACAACGUGAAAAGACACUUGGACUUCUAUGACUUGGAAUCAGCAUUGAAUGAGAUUGCCUCAACAAGCGGGAUCCUCAGCGACUUUUCCCGACGAUAUGGCGACCGUAUGCAUCAUACGCAGCGCUCCGGGCCUGCGCUGUCGACACUUCCUGGUAUCGUCGAAGUGGACGACAUGGUGUCCAAAUCGCGCGUGCAGCUAGACUCACUUUUAAAAAUUCGUGAUGUCAUUCUCGCACAGCAGGCCGUCUACGAGCAGCAAGCAGCAGAUCAACGCCACCAUAAGGCGUUCAAUGAGCCUUCUCAUCAGGCUCAAGCAGACUCCGGUCAACAGGAAAGCGAUGACGGAAAGGGUGGAGGAUUCGCAGGCGUCGACACCAAGAAACGACGAGGACGGGCAGCACCUCCCGGACGCUGCCACAGUUGCAACCGUGCAGAAACACCUGAGUGGCGGCGAGGACCCGACGGAGCUAGAACCUUGUGCAAUGCUUGUGGACUGCAUUACGCCAAACUCACCAGGAAGAACCAGGGGACCAACAAAAACACCGCCGUCAGUGGRGGUGGCGGCUCCAAUCUUCGCCCCAAGGAGGAUAUUGGCCAGUGA
This is a messenger RNA of Ramularia collo-cygni, 1578 nucleotides long. RefSeq lists its product as uncharacterized. Gene Ontology annotation, molecular function: sequence-specific DNA binding; zinc ion binding. Lineage: Eukaryota; Fungi; Ascomycota; Dothideomycetes; Mycosphaerellales; Mycosphaerellaceae. Gene Ontology annotation, biological process: regulation of DNA-templated transcription. The transcript is spliced from 3 exons. The record is from RefSeq and is a predicted model, not a curated record. Bases 1 to 1578 code for a protein of 525 amino acids.